CAUGAGGUAUUUUGCUCUCUAAAGACCUUCACGCUACUCCGAGGUUUCGUACGGCAACGACUUCGACUCUGAACCUGUGUCUUGAGCGGAUACUACAGCCUGGCUAUAAAAGCCGAAAGACGUCAGAACCUCUUACCGUGGCACCUGUUAUGACAGCGUCGAUGGUUCGCCUUCAAGUACAUUCUGAGCUGCGGAAUCAACCUAGACUGAGAGCCUUGAAUCGCGUUGGUCUCUUGGUCUCUGGAGGUUUUUCCGUCGGUUCAAAGAAUGCCCUCGUUUGAAGUGACGGUCCGCGAUUUCCCCGACUUGAAAGAUCGCACAAGGAUUCUACUACAGUGCAAACCUCCGGAAGGGGCAUCUUGCCUCCGCUGCGGAGAUCUUGCUGGCAUCUCCUGGCAAGCGACUUGUGGACACAGUUUCUGCAACGACUGCAAAGACGUGCUGACAAAGAGCCACGUCCUAACGUGUCCAGUGCAUUUCAGUCAGACGCCCAAAGCCUCGCUCAAACGUACAGACAGAGGAAUACAGGAAACGAAAGACAACACAGCAGUGUGUGCUUGGGAAGGCUGCCGCGCCUCGGGAACUCUUCAGUUUAUCCUUAAACAUUGUGAACACUGUCCAAAGAAGCCUCGUCUGCGCAGAAACUAUUCCUGGCAGUGUUCUCAGGAGGAGGUUGAGGACAAUUUGCACAACGGUUUGGUGAAAAUCGUAAAACCCCUGUCUCCGACGUCGCCCAAAUUUGACGUGACUCACCCGUUGGAGUUUGCGAUGGGGUUUCAUGGCUCUAGCCCAUAAGGUCAUGAAACGAGGGCACAGAAUAAAGCAUAUCGCUCAAGUUAAG
Messenger RNA from Ixodes scapularis (black-legged tick), 841 nucleotides. RefSeq lists its product as uncharacterized. Bases 268 to 795 code for a protein of 175 amino acids. The record is from RefSeq and is a predicted model, not a curated record. Lineage: Eukaryota; Metazoa; Arthropoda; Arachnida; Ixodida; Ixodidae. The transcript is spliced from 6 exons.